AUGUCUACCUCGGACGGUCCUGAUACCUUGGAGCCUACAGCUCCCAAGAAGACUAUCUGGAAGUCUAUUCGGGAGAACCCCAAGGUCGUCUUCAUCGCCUUUUUCGCUUCACUGGGUGGUUUUGAGUAUGGUUACCAACAGGGUGUCUUGGGUCAAUCCCUCGUCAUGACCCGCUUCACACAAAACUUCCCCUCUGUUGUUGAGUCAUCCUCUGCAACAGGAUGGCUCACGUCUAUCCUCCAGCUAGGCGGUAUUCUUGGAUCACUAUCAGCUGGUGUUUCCAGCGAAAUUAUCUCGCGAAAGUACACCAUGUUCAUCGCCUGCUUAUGGGUCGUCCUCGGCAGUUAUCUUUACGUCGGUGCCACUGCCGGAAAUCCCCAGCUUCUCUAUGCUGGCCGAUUCUUGACUGGUGUCGGCGUUGGUCUUUUCAGCGGUGUUGGACCUCUCUACAACGCUGAGCUUUCUUCGCCUGAGAUGCGAGGUCUUCUUGUGUCGUUCUAUCAACUUGCGACUAUUUUGGGCAUUAUGCUUUCGUUCUGGUGCGGUUAUGGAAGUAACUACAUCGGCGGAACAGGGGACUCUCAGUCCGACCUCGCCUGGCGUCUUCCCUCUAUCAUCCAGGGAAUCCCCGCUGCUAUGCUCGCUGUCGGUAUCUGGUUCAUGCCCUUCUCUCCCCGAUGGCUCGUCAAGGUUGGCCGCGACGAGGAAGCCAAGUCUAUUCUUGCCUGGAUGCGAAAGCUCCCCAUCGACGAUGACGCUGUUCAGGUUGAGUAUCUCGAGAUCAAGGCUGAGGCAGUCUUUGAGCAGAAGGUUUUCGCUAGAGACUUUCCUCACCUCGCUGAGAGGAACAAGAGCCGUUUCAUGCAGCAGAUUGCUCAAUAUGUGACCUGCUUCCGAUCAAUGGAUAACCUCAAGCGUGUCUGCACUGCUUGGCUUAUCAUGUUCUUCCAGCAGUGGUCUGGUAUUGAUGCUAUCAUCUACUACGCUUCCAACGUUUUCAUCAGCCUCGGUCUUACUGGAGGAACUAUUGCUCUUCUUGCUACUGGUGUUACUGGCGUUGUCUUCCUCAUCAGCACCAUUCCUUCUAUGUUGAUCAUUGAUCGCGUUGGUCGCAAGCCUCUUCUGUUGAUCGGCUCCGUUGUCAUGGGUGCCAGUAUGAUCACUGUCGGUAUCAUCGUCGCCAAGUUCCGCCACGACUGGCCCAACCACGUCGCUGCUGGCUGGACUGCAGUUGCUCUCAUCUGGGUCUAUAUCGCUGGCUUCGGUGCAACAUGGGGUCCCGUCUCCUGGACCCUCGUCUCCGAGAUCUUUCCCCUCUCCAUCCGCGCCAAGGGAGCUUCCAUUGGUGCCUCAAGCAACUGGGUCAACAACUUUGCCAUCGCCUUCUUUGUUCCUCCCAUGCUCGAGUCUUGGGAGUGGGGAACCUACAUCUUCUUCGCCGUCUUCCUCUUUGUCGGUAUUCUCUGGGUCUGGUUCUUUUUGCCUGAGACCAAGAACGCUUCUCUUGAGGAGAUGGACCGCGUCUUCAAGAGCCGUGCUGGUGAACAGGAUGCUGAGUUGCUUCGUGAGGCUCAGGCCGAAGUUGGACUUAUGGGUUCUGCAGCGGGCCGCAAGGCUUCUUUUGAGAAGGAGGGUGAGAAGCAUGUUGAGGCUCUGUGA
Molecule: messenger RNA, 1659 nt
Organism: Fusarium mangiferae
Lineage: Eukaryota; Fungi; Ascomycota; Sordariomycetes; Hypocreales; Nectriaceae
Exons: 4
Coding region: 1-1659 (552 amino acids)
Biological process (GO): transmembrane transport; carbohydrate transport
Cellular component (GO): membrane
Molecular function (GO): carbohydrate:proton symporter activity
Source: RefSeq, a predicted model, not a curated record